AUGAGCGAGCCGGUUCAUCCUCCACAAAAGUUGCCCUCUACGGCAACGCUGGUAACAGACGCAUCCAUGUACGGGUGGGGAGCGUUGUUAUUCAAAGAUUCAGGAGAAGUUUUGGCGGCAGAUGGGGCAUGGGAGAAGGCACCUAACAUGAUAUCUCAAGCAGAGGCACGUGCCGUUCAUCUCGCUUCACGCGGAUUUAAACCGCAUUUGACGGGUCCGUUGGAUAUUCGCGUUGACAAUACAACGGUUAUGGGCAUUAUGCAAAAAGGAAACGCACAUUCACAGGCGUUAGUGAAGGAAGCUAACGCCAUAGAUAGAGUUUUGUGCUCACACGGAAUACACGCAGAGUGGAGCUAUGUAGCAUCAGAGCAGAACCCUGCGGACGGCAUAUCUAGAGGUAAAUUCAUCAAAAAAUCGGACAUAGCGAAGGGGUGGAACUUGCGACGGGAAGAGAGUGAAGCGGGUUUAAAGUUGCUUCUCAGCACUUCCAUUUCGUCAGUUCUUAGGAUGUAUUUAAUAGUAUAA
Trypanosoma theileri is the source of this 525-nucleotide messenger RNA. RefSeq lists its product as uncharacterized. Bases 1 to 525 code for a protein of 174 amino acids. The transcript has a single exon. NCBI's taxonomy places the organism in Eukaryota, Euglenozoa, Kinetoplastea, Trypanosomatida, Trypanosomatidae. The record is from RefSeq and is a predicted model, not a curated record.